UCGUGGAUAAUGGUUAAACGUGUGCGUAUUAAACUUGUGUGGUGGUUCAUAACUUUAGUUGUGGCAGUGAGUUUUGUAAAAUGUGAGCAAGAGGGGAAAGAUUAUGAUGACUUUAUCCAGGGCAGUGAUAAGGAACUAUCGGAUAUGGUGUUGACCACAGCUUUGGGCAAAAUACGUGGCACCUUGUUGACCUCUCAGAUGGGACGUAAUUUUUAUGCUUUUCGUGGCAUACGCUAUGCCAAAGCCCCUAUAGGAGAGUUACGUUUCAAACCCUCCGAACCGGUGGAGCAAUGGUUUGAUAUAUUCGAUGCUACCGUAGAUGGACCCAUGUGUCCCCAGCCGGGCCUUAAUAGUAUGGAUGUUUCCGAGGAUUGUUUGCGUGUAAAUAUCUAUACCAGGGAAUUGCCCUCCGAAAAUAAUCCGAAUGUGAAAAAACCGGUCAUAGUGUUUAUACAUCCGGGAGAAUUUUAUUCAUUGUCGGGUCAAAGUAAGAAUUUUGCGGGACCUCAGUACUUUAUGGAUCGCAAUAUUGUAUUGGUUACUUUCAACUAUCGUUUGGGUAGCUUGGGUUUCCUAAGCACUGGCACCCGAGAAGCACCCGGUAAUUUGGGUCUGAAGGAUCAAGUUUUGUUAAUGCGUUGGCUGAAAUUGCAUAUAUCACGUUUUGGAGGAGAUUCCAGUUCAGUUACCCUAUUGGGUUAUGGAGCUGGAGCUUUAAGUAUUACUUUGCACAUGGUAUCACCCAUGUCACGUAAUCUGUUUCACAAAGCCAUUAUAAUGAGUGGCUCGGCUACGGGUCAAUGGGAAUUGCCAGAAGAACAAUUGGUGUUGGCUCAACGCCAGGCUACACUAUUGAAAUGUCCCUCGGAAAAUAUAACAGAAAUGAUGGGCUGUUUACAGGAAAAACACUAUUUGCAAUAUGCCAAUAGUUUGACCUAUAUGUUUGAGUUUGGCCGACAAAAUCCUAUAAUUUUAUGGAAACCUGUGUUGGAGAGAGAUUUUGGACAAGAGCGUUUUCUCAUCGAAGAUCCGGUGAAAUCCUAUCAAAAUGGUGACUUUAUGAAAAUACCCAUUAUAACGGGCAUGACCAAAGAUGAAUUUGUGGGACCAGCCAUAGGUAUUUUGGAGAAUGUUCAUCUAUUGCGCACUUUUGAAUAUCAUUUCGAUCAAGUGGCUCCCAUAUGUUUUCUGUACAACAGCAGCAGUCCUAAAGCUGCUAAUAUCAGCAGUGAAUUAUGGAAUUUUUAUUUUGGUGAUCAACCUCUUAGCGUGCAGCUUUCCUUGGAAAAUCUUACUCAUCUGUAUUCGGAUGCCUUGACUGGCUUUGCCAUACAUCGUUUUGUGCAUUUGGCGGCACGUUCCACCAAGGUCUAUUACUAUCGGUUCUCCUAUCAGGGUCAAAAGAGUCAUAUCAAUUAUCCGGAAAAUGGUCCUUAUGGUGUGGUGCAUCAUGACGAUUUAAUGUAUUUAUUUGUGGAACCUUCCAUAAGUCGCAUGUUCACCGAAGAUGAUGAUGAAUUCACCAUGGUCAAUACUUUGACAAGAAUGUUUAGCUCAUUUGCCUACAAAGGAGAUCCCAAUAAACCCAGCGAUGAACAACUGAGAAAUAUGCGCUGGCGUCCUUUUAGCUAUAAAAAACAACAUUAUUUGGACAUAGGUGAUGAGCUGGUAAUGCGUGGCGGUCUAAAUACCGAGCGCUAUGAAUUGUGGAAGCGUUUAUUCCCCCUCAACUGGAGACGUCAGAGUAAAAUUGGUGCCGGUGUUGUCAUCAAUGAUUAUGAAUAAGAUUUUUUUGUGGAUCA
Molecule: messenger RNA, 1802 nt
Organism: Calliphora vicina (urban bluebottle blowfly)
Lineage: Eukaryota; Metazoa; Arthropoda; Insecta; Diptera; Calliphoridae
Product: juvenile hormone esterase
Exons: 5
Coding region: 10-1785 (591 amino acids)
Source: RefSeq, a predicted model, not a curated record